AUGACGCCAUCUGCCUCUUCUUCUUCUUCUUUUCGGGCGAAACUGGAAGUCCGCAUCACUUCCACAGAAACCAUAAAGCCCUCCUCACCAACGACUCCCCGCCACGACGCCACGUUCAAGCUGUCGCUGAUGGACAACUACGCUCCUCCACUGUACAUGCCGUGCGUCUUCUACUAUCCUCAGCGGUCCAGCGAGUCAGAAAGUUCCGGAGACAGAAGAAUAGACAUCCUCAAAUCCUCACUCGCCGAGGCCCUCACGCGCUUCUACCCGCUGGCCGGGAGGCUGGGCGAAGCCGAUUCGAUCCCGGCCGUCCAUUGCAACGACGCGGGCGUCCCGUUCUCGGUCGCGAAAGUCGUCCACGGUGGCACCCUGGCCGCGUUUCUCGGCACGGCUCCCGAGCCCGACUCGCUCGCCCAGUUCCUCCCUUUCCCGGCGGACCAGCUCAGCACCGCGGCAGCGAUCCAAUGCGCCCCGCAGACGGCGGUGAGGGCUACCGUGUUCCCCUGCGGCGGGGUUGUCGUCGGGACCUGCUCCUUCCACAAGAUCAUGGACGCCCGUACUUUCUUCGACUUCAUGCUCCUCUGGUCCGCCGUCGCCAGAGCAGGUGGAGGAGGAGGCGGGUGGGGGUACGCGCACAAUCGCGCCGCCACGGAACUGUUCCCGGCCCGUCCAGGCGACGCGAACCCCACCACCUUCGAUUUUGGAUCCGAACAAGGGGAAACCAGGGUGACGAGGAGGUUUGUGUUCGAUGAGGAAGCCAUUUCCUCUCUCAAAGCCAUCAGUAGGAGUGAGCACGUGCCCAAUCCAACCCGGUUCGAAGCCGUCGGAGGAUUCACCUGGAAAUGCGCCAUGAAUGCUGCCGCCACCGCCAGAGCAUCAGCAGGGGGAGAGCCGGUAACGAUUCAUUCCGUUGCAGUCUAUCAAACAUAUUUCUUGAAUAUCAACGGAUUUAACAAAGUCAUUCUAAGAAAUGUGAUUUUGACUGCAGUGAUGGCAACGGACCUUCGAGGUCGAAUGAAGGAGCCAUUGCCGGAUUACUCCAUUGGCAACGUAGUAUGGCUUUCCCCCGUGUGGCACAACUAUAGCCAAAACCUGAGCGAAGCACUGGUGUUGCAACAACUGGCGACCGAACUGAGGAGGUCGAAGGGAGCGACGGACGACGAGUUCAUGGAGAAGAUAGAAGGCGGGCAUGGGAGGGAAGAGUUCAUGAGAAACGGGGAGACGAUGUGGAAGGCAUUGAUGGCGGGUUUUCACGCCGAAACAGAGAGUAGUAGUUGUAGUAAGACGAUGGUGGUUGGGAUAUCGAGUAUCGUCGGAAUCAGACUUUACGACGUAGAUUUUGGAUGGGGAAAGCCUGGGUGGGUCAGCAUGACUACAUAUGCAAAUCAAGCACCCAAUUCGGUCCUGCUGAUGCCGUCGCCCAAAGGACAUGGAAUGGAGGCUUGGGUCACAUUGGGCGAGCAAGAAAUUGCCAUGUUACAACGUGAUGAUUCUGAUCUCCUUGCUUAUGCCAAAAGGAAUCCAGCUCUUUGA
Messenger RNA from Linum tenue, 1533 nucleotides. The record is from the annotation of a GenBank genome assembly. Lineage: Eukaryota; Viridiplantae; Streptophyta; Magnoliopsida; Malpighiales; Linaceae.